Molecule: messenger RNA, 1249 nt
Organism: Nanorana parkeri
Lineage: Eukaryota; Metazoa; Chordata; Amphibia; Anura; Dicroglossidae
Gene: HOXC13
Product: homeobox C13
Exons: 2
Coding region: 55-975 (306 amino acids)
Biological process (GO): regulation of transcription by RNA polymerase II
Molecular function (GO): DNA-binding transcription factor activity, RNA polymerase II-specific; RNA polymerase II cis-regulatory region sequence-specific DNA binding
Source: RefSeq, a predicted model, not a curated record
UAGGUGACUCGCUUUUGGGAAGCUGACUUUUUAAAAGCACGGCCAGACCAUGCUAUGACGACUUCCCUGAUCCUGCAUCCUCACUGGGCGGACACCUUGAUGUACGUGUAUGAAACGAGCCCGAAUGAAAAGAAUCUCAAGAAAAGCCCAGACAUGGAGGGACUGAGUGGGAACUGUUCGAGCACUCACUGCAGGGAUUUUAUCUCUCACCCAGCACUGGGGCGCCAUUCCAGCACCAUCGGAACCCAUCAAGGACCUGUGUAUACGGAUAUUACCUCUCCGGAGGCUGGCAGGCAAUGCUCGGGGGCCACGUCUUCUUCCAAUGCCUCUCUAGGCUAUGCCUACCCCUUUGGAAGCAGCUACUACGGCUGCAGGUUGUCUCAGUCUCACAACGUCAAUUUGCACCAGAAGCCCUGCUCUUACCACCCCAACGAGAAAUACCCCGAGCCCAGCAACUCCAUACCCAGCGAAGACUUCUCCUCCAGGGCCAAAGAGUUUGCCUUUUACCCCAGCUUUGCCAGCUCGUACCAGGCGGUCCCUGGCUACUUGGACAUGUCAGUAGUCCCCGGGAUCACUAGCCAUCCAGAGCCCAGGCAUGACACUCUCCUAUCUAUGGAGGGCUACCAGCACUGGGCACUGCCAAACGGCUGGGAUGGCCAAGUCUACUGCUCCAAGGAUCAAAGCCAGUCCAGCCAUUUGUGGAAAGCACCUUUCCCAGAUGUGGUGCCUCUACAGCCAGAGGUUAGCAGCUACCGCAGAGGCAGGAAAAAGAGGGUCCCCUACACCAAAAUCCAGCUGAAGGAACUAGAAAAGGAAUAUGCAGCCAGCAAAUUCAUAACCAAAGAGAAGAGACGAAGGAUCUCCACAGCCACCAGUCUGUCUGAGCGGCAGGUCACAAUAUGGUUUCAGAAUCGAAGAGUUAAAGAAAAAAAAGUGAUCACGAAAUGCAAAUCCUCUCACCUUCACAAUACCUGACACUAGGGGGAGCCUAGGAAGCCCCCCCAACCCCAACCCCCAAUAAAUAUUUAUCUCAUUCCCACGUAUAAGACAUUUCUCCAAGUGAACUAUGGAUUAUUUAAUAUAGGAAUGGAAUGCAAGUGACAGAAUCUAUCAAUGAUCCCAUCACCCCAAGUGUCCACCCUUCUCCAUUCACCCCCAACUGUGAAUACACCGGGGUCUGAUGCUCUGUAGGCUCCAUCCCUACAUAAACGCAUAUAUAAUAUAUAUAUUUAAAACAAUCAGCGCUUAA